AUGACAAAAGCAUAUGUUGAUUUACAGUUUUUUGCAUAUAAUCCAAAAGGGAAUCUCGAUGAAUCAAAUGCAAAAGUGGCCAAACUGAAAUUGCAAACUAAAGCGAAAGAUACUAAACUCCGUCAACUUGAAGGGAAAGGCACUACUUCAGAUUCUGCAUCAACUGAAAAGAAUGAUGCUGAAGACUUAUCUAGAUUAGAAAGAGGUCAUGCCAAACUGUUAAAGAAAAAGUUAGAAGAAAAAGAAAAAAUAAUAGGGGAGAAAGAUGAAGUUAUUAAAAUAAGGGAGAAUCAGAUUGAGGCUAAAGAAAGUGUUUUAGCUGAAAGAGAAACAAUUAUGUUAGAUUUAAGAGAGCAGCUUCAACAGAAAACAGAGGCAAUGGUAGUUUUACAGUCAUCUGGUAUUGGAGAGUCUGGUAUGGACGAGAUGUAUGCUCAAAUUGUUUAUAAAGAUAAAAAGUUAUUGGAAUUGAAUAAUAAAAUAUUAGAGCAAGACAGACAGGUCAUGGAUUUGCAGGAAUAUGUUAGUGAAAAAAAUGAAGUUAUAAGAGGUAGAGAUAAAGUUAUUGAGAUUCUACAGAGCUCUCUGAAAGAAAAAGACCAAAAUGUCCAGGACCAAGCAAUGUUAAUAGCCAAAUUAACAGCUAAAGUGGAACAAAGUGAAGAACAUAAUAGUUUAUUGAAUGAACAACUUCAGAAAAGGGAACAUGAUCUAAAAAUAGAAACUGAUCGCUUUAGUCUAAAACUCUCUGAAUCUCAAAAAUAUUUUGAGGAAACUUUGAGUGAAAGAGAAGCAGAAUUGAGAAAACUGCACGAAAAUAUUUCAAUAAAAGAAAAAGAAGUGUUAACUAGUCAAAAUGAUAUACGUGAAAUCAUAAACCGUCAUGAACGAGAUAUUCAGUCUAUUAUGUCAAAAAGCUCUAUGAAUAUUGAAGACGCUGUCAUAAACAUGAUGGAACAAAAAAUAAAAGACAGCAAUGAGGUAUUAGAGGGGAAAAUAAAAGUUGUAGAAAUUAUGCAAAGUGAAAUGACCGGUAAAGAUGAAGAACUCAGAAAAAAUCGUGAGGCUUUGAGAAAUUUAAAAGAUAAACUUCAAGUGACAUCAGAGCAGUUAUUGUUAAUACAAGCUAAUUUUGUUGAAAUGGAAGCACAAUGGAGAGAUGAGAAAUCCAAAUUAGAAACAAAAGUGAAAAGUUUAGUAGAAAAACAUGAAACUGAAGUAAGUGAAAAAGAUCUGCAAAUGCAAUCUUUACAAAUGUCACUAACACAAUACGAAAGUGUGUAUGUCCAAGCAUCUGUUCAAUAUAGCUCUCUUCAAGAACGUUACCAGCAAACAUUCAAUGAACUCCAAAAAGUAAAAGAAGGCAAUCAGCCAUCAUCAGUACAGACCUCUCUGUCUUCAAGUGUAUCUGAGAUUCAAGAACUGAGAACAAUUAAUGAGUGUCUAAAAACAGAGAUUGCUCUGAAAACUGACGAACUUGAAAUUUUGAAAAAAUCAACAGUUGAAGAUACUAAAUCUGAAAAGUCAGAAGCGAAAAUGUUAAAAAUGAAGGCUCAGAUGACAUCUAAGAUAAAAACUUUAGAAAAAGAACUUGAAGGACUAAGACAGCAGCCAGGUUUACCAAGUGAAGCUCAAGCUCGAUCUCUCGGCUCAGUAUCAUUUCAGCUUCAAUAA
Molecule: messenger RNA, 1674 nt
Organism: Lottia gigantea (owl limpet)
Lineage: Eukaryota; Metazoa; Mollusca; Gastropoda; Lottiidae
Exons: 6
Coding region: 1-1674 (557 amino acids)
Source: RefSeq, a predicted model, not a curated record